GCAGUUUACUGACACCGCUACAACGUGUUUUUAUCGCUGGCUGUCCAGACGGAAGGUGCUGAAACGCUUUGUCGCGUGUCUGGAAGAAGUGAAAACUUUCCUGGGCAGCAAAGGGCUCACCUUUCCUGAGCUGGAACAGCCAGAGUGGCUGGAAAAGCUACACUUCAUGGUAGACAUGACAGCGCACCUGAACACGCUGAACACAGCUCUUCAGGGGAAAGGACGUACAGCCCUGCACAUGUUGGAGGAUGUUUUGGCAUUCGAGCGCAAGUUGACAGUGCUUGCCAGAGAUUUACAGAAAGGCACUUUGUCUCACUUCCCCAAUUUGAGAGAGUUCAAACAAGGUCACGACAUGAUAAUUUCGGAGUAUUUACAUUCUGCAAUCAUCGCAAUGCAAACAUCGUUUGGGAAACGCUUCUGUGAGUUCAGAGAGGAAAAAAACACAUUAUCCUUCCCGGUCACUCCCUUAAGCAUCGAUCCUUCCCUACUGAAUACGACUGCAUUGGCAGGUGUGAGUCAACCUGAUCUUGAGAUGGAACUGGCCGACAUAGCCGACAAAGACAUAUGGGUGUCCAAGUUUAGACGCUUGACAGCAGACCUUGAAGAUGUUGCCCGUCAGAAGGCCGUUCUUGCUCAGAAACACAAAUGGAGUGAUAUUGAAAACCUCACAGAUGACAGCUUGCGAUCCUGUGUAAAGAUGAAGGUGACAUCAUACAGCCCUGAUGUGCAGACGCUGUGCGCUGAGGUCCAGGAGCAGAAAUCCCAUUAACCAAGAUGACAGCUGGCUGACGUUAUUUUUGGUUUGCUGCUGGCGGAAAAUUUAAGUUCGGCGUUUUUCAUAAAUACAAGAAGGACUCAAAUAGACAUUGAAUAUUUUACUUAAAAGUAACUUUCAACCCAACGUCUUUUUUUCGGAGUUCAAAAUGUUUUUGUUGCAUGCAGAAAUGUAAUUUCGUUUUCUCUGCAGGAGUUCAUCAAUAGUUUGUUUAUACAUAGCAUAAAGGCAAAAAAAAAAACGUUGUAUGCAGUGUUAUUUCAUUUUAAAUGUCAAACGGGUUUUGCGGCUCCCAGUGUUUUCUUUUCUGUGGGAAACGGGUCC
Messenger RNA from Hypanus sabinus (Atlantic stingray), 1099 nucleotides. Its product is annotated as general transcription factor II-I repeat domain-containing protein 2-like. NCBI's taxonomy places the organism in Eukaryota, Metazoa, Chordata, Chondrichthyes, Myliobatiformes, Dasyatidae. The coding region runs from base 167 to 769 and encodes 200 amino acids. The record is from RefSeq and is a predicted model, not a curated record. The transcript has 2 exons.